UGCCAGGUUUUGGAGCUCGCUGACGCUGCGGAAAUCCCAGUGCUCGCUAUCGCCACAGUUAAUCACUGGCUGCAGUGCUCGCUGGAGCUGUUUGGCCACCGAGUGACUGACUGUCCGGUUAGUGAGGACGUAAACUGAGCUCUUGACCCGAUGACGAUGCUCUGGCUUCAGACCGUUUGGGUUGACCUGAAAGCAGUCCCAGUCCUGGUGCUGGUGUGCUGCGUCUCGCUGACCAUGGCCCUGACGAGCUUUAUGAAGAGCACCAGGUACAAGCGGGUGAUACCGGAGGCAAGAACCAAGAGGAUCAAGGGCCUGGAGGAGAUGAGGAGAGCUGUAGAGCAGCACAAAGUGAUGGGCAAUAGUGGAGUUGAUGAAUCUAUUCUGCAUCUCACACUUCGGGAGCUCUGUAAACAGCUGAAGGAAGGCUCUUUAACACCAGCAUCUGUGCUGUAUUCUUACAUGGAGAAAGCUUUAGAAGUCACAAAAGAACUGAACUGCAUCACUGACUAUCUUUCUGAAAGUCAAGCACAAGUUAAAGAACUUGGUGAAAGUGGCAUAAGGGGAAUGCUGUACGGGAUCCCAAUCAGUAUCAAGGAUAACCUUUUUUACAAGGGCCAUGACUCAACUUGUGGACUUUCUAGAUUCAUAAAUAAACCUGAGGAAGAAGACAGCAUUAUAGUCCAAGUGUUGAAGAAACAAGGAGCAAUCCCUUUUGUGAAAACCAAUGUCCCACAGUCCCUGCUAAGCUACGAGUGCAGCAAUCCCAUAUUUGGGUCAACUGCCAACCCGUACAACGGCAAUCGGACAUCCGGCGGGUCAUCUGGUGGAGAGGGAGCUUUGAUUGCAGGCGGUGGCUCCAUCCUUGGCUUCGGGUCUGACAUUGGUGGCAGCAUCCGCUUCCCAGCUUCAUUUUGUGGUAUCUGUGGCUUCAAACCCACUGCCAAUCGGUUAAGCAAAAAAGGAAUAAAGGCAAGUGUAGCCGGACAGAAAACUCUUGAGGUGAUGAUUGGUCCAAUGGCCAGAGAUGUGGACAGUUUGGCUUUGUGCAUGAAAGCUCUGCUGUGUGAAGACAUGUUCCGUCUGGAUCCCACGGUGCCACCCAUUCCCUUUAAAGAUGAGAUUUACUCCAACACCAAAAUGCUGAGGAUAGGAUAUUUUGAGAGCGAUGGAUAUUGGAUCCCUAAUCCCAGCAUGCGACGUGCCAUCAGGGAAACCAAACAGUUGCUGGAAGAAGCCGGGCACACGUUAAUACCCUUCACACCACCCAAAACCUACUUUGCUAUGAACACAAUAAUUAUUCCGGGUAUCCUAGCUGAUGGAGGUGCUUCACUCCUGAAAAGAAUGGAUGGAGACAUCAUUGAUCCUAAUAUGAAGCAACAGUUUUUUAUGUGCAAGAUACCGACAAUAAUAAAGAAGAUCUUGUCAUUUCUAUUGAAACCAUUCAGUCCUCGAAUUGCUGAUUUUUUGAAGGCGACAAGUGGAGUAAGCUCGGUGACUUUACUUUGGGAGUAUCACAAUGCUGCAGAGGUUUACAGUGACGAGUACAUGAACCAAUGGAAAAAGCAGGACCUCGAUGUUCUGCUCUGUCCGUCACUAGGCCCUGCCUUUAAAUUUGGAUAUGCUGGAAAACUAAUUGCUGCAGCUAGCGGCAUGAGCAUUUUCAACUUAUUAAAUUAUCCAGCUGGUAUAGUGCCGGUCAGCAAGGUAUCAGAGCAGGAUGAAGAAGAGCUGAAGCACUACACUGGUUACAACAACGAUUUCUGGGACAGAACCUUCAAAAAGGCUGUGAUGGGAGGGGUUGGCCUUCCUUUAGCCGUGCAGUGUGUGGCCUUACCCUGGCAGGAUGAACUCUGCCUCUACUUCAUGAGGGAGGUGGAAAGACUUGUCUGUGCGAAGAAAGGAAUUUAGUUGCACCUGCGAACAGAGGGAUGAUUUUAACCCUGAUGUCCACUAAUCAUCAAGGUGUUUGGUUUCUUCAAGAGGAAGCCUUAUGAUAAAUAAUGACCAUCACAAUAUAAAUGAGUUGAAUUAGCACAUAGACGCUGAAUUAAUAAUAAUAAUGAAAUCCUUGGAUUUGA
Messenger RNA from Callorhinchus milii (elephant shark), 2078 nucleotides. RefSeq names its product vitamin D3 hydroxylase-associated protein. The record is from RefSeq and is a predicted model, not a curated record. Bases 151 to 1908 code for a protein of 585 amino acids. Gene Ontology annotation, biological process: fatty acid catabolic process. The transcript has 15 exons. Gene Ontology annotation, molecular function: amidase activity; fatty acid amide hydrolase activity. NCBI's taxonomy places the organism in Eukaryota, Metazoa, Chordata, Chondrichthyes, Chimaeriformes, Callorhinchidae.